Messenger RNA from Boeremia exigua, 927 nucleotides. Its product is annotated as GPR1/FUN34/yaaH family-domain-containing protein. The transcript is spliced from 3 exons. NCBI's taxonomy places the organism in Eukaryota, Fungi, Ascomycota, Dothideomycetes, Pleosporales, Didymellaceae. The record is from RefSeq and is a predicted model, not a curated record. Gene Ontology annotation, cellular component: plasma membrane. The coding region runs from base 1 to 927 and encodes 308 amino acids. Gene Ontology annotation, molecular function: acetate transmembrane transporter activity.
AUGUCCAGGUCAGUCACACUAUGGGACCUUCUGGUGCUACCCUAUUGUCGUGGUUUCAUAGCUUACUUUUCCCAGCGCGGCCCCAGCGUCGACAAGGAAAGCAGCGGUCUUGAUUAUGCACAGAACGGCAAUGGCAACGCCCCUCAACAAAGGAGACCUUAUGACUACGGAGGCAAUCCUCUCGCUCACGUUGCGACCAACAAUUCCGAUAUGCGUCUUGCUGCGUUUGGUGGUGAAUUCCAGCCGGGUCUCUAUCGCCCACCGAACCGCAAAUUCGCCAACCCAGCUCCCCUCGGUCUUUCGGCUUUCGCUCUUACGACCUUUGUCCUGUCGUUGAUUAAUGUCAAUACCAGGGGCAUUGGCUCGCCCAGCAUUGUUGUUGCUAUCGCUUACGGUUACGGAGGUCUUGUGCAGCUUCUCGCUGGUAUGUGGGAAAUGGCUGUUGGGAAUACCUUUGGUGCUACUGCGUUGUCUUCCUACGGAGGUUUCUGGAUCUCCUUCGCCAUCAUCUUGACACCCGGCGGGUUCCAGAUCGAGACCGGCCUCGCCGAGAUCAGCGAAGCGACUUUCCUCAAUUCCUUCGGUUUAUACCUCAUGGGCUGGUUUAUAUUCACCUUCUUGCUCUUGAUCUGCACGCUCCGCUCGACUGUGGCGUUCUUUUCGUUGUUUUUCACCCUGGAUUUGGCCUUCCUCAUGCUCGGAAUCGGCUACCUCCAGCACGACGGUGCUCACCCCCAACCAGAUUGUAUUAUCGCUGGAGGUGCUUUUGGCCUCAUGGCUGCGUUCCUUGCCUGGUAUAAUGCCCUUGCUGGUAUUGCCGACAGCAGUAACAGCUUCUUCGUCAUUCCCGUUGCUCACUUCCCCUGGUCUGAUAAGGGUCGCGAGCGCCGCGAGAAGGUCGACAACUCUGCACACCGUGCUGCUUAA